Penaeus vannamei (Pacific white shrimp) is the source of this 3137-nucleotide messenger RNA. RefSeq names its product importin-4. NCBI's taxonomy places the organism in Eukaryota, Metazoa, Arthropoda, Malacostraca, Decapoda, Penaeidae. Gene Ontology annotation, biological process: protein import into nucleus. Gene Ontology annotation, molecular function: nuclear import signal receptor activity; small GTPase binding. Gene Ontology annotation, cellular component: cytoplasm; nucleus. The record is from RefSeq and is a predicted model, not a curated record.
GUUUCAAGAAAUGGAUUCAAGUAUUGAUUCCCAAGUUAUCUGAACUGAUCCGUACUGAUGAAGAACGUUCUGUUGUGAUGGCUUGCUUAGAAGCAUAUGCAGAGGUUUUGAAGGAGGCAGGAGCACCAGUUUUGGUUCCUCAGGGACAUCUGGAGGCUAUUAUCAACUGUGUCAAGGAUGUUAUGCUGAAGAAGACAAUGUGUCAAGACAUGGCAGAUGAAGCUGGUAGUGAAGAUGAAGGUGAAGCAGAACAUGAUGAAAUGCUGGUGGAAUAUGCUGGUGAAGUUGUACCAAGUCUGGGGAAGGCUAUGCCACAGGCAGAAUUUGCAACACAAUUUGCUCAGUUGCUUCCUCUCUUUGCCAAUAAAACCAAAAAGAGUUGCAGUGUUGCUGAGAGAUCAUUUAGCUUAGGAACAUUAGCAGAAGCAGUAGAAGCUCUAGGCUCAGCCAGUGGACAGUUUGUGCCCCAGUUGCUACCCCUGUUUCAGCAAGGUGCUGCUGAUGAAGAUGAUGAAGUUCGUUCUAAUGCAAUCUAUGGUCUGGGAGUGCUUGGCCAACAUGGUGGUGAAGCCAUAACUGGACAUUACAACAACAUUCUCGCAACCUUGUCUGCAGCUCUUAGUAAAGAGACUUUUCCCAGAGCUUUAGACAAUAUUUGUGGGGCUGUUGCUAGACUUAUUUCAACAAGCCCAAGUAAUGUACCCCUAGAGCAGGUGUUCCCUGUGGUUUUGGGUUGUCUACCUCUGAGGGAGGAUUUUGCUGAGAAUCCAACUGUUUUUGAGUGCUUCCUGGUGCUGUAUCGCAUGCAGCACCCAUUAUUGGCACAGAACCUGGUUCCCAUCUUGAGACUUGCUGCACUGAUCUACACUACAAAGCAAGCUGAUGAUAAGACAAACCAGCUUAUCCAGGAGUUUGUGGCAAGUGUCAAUAGGGAUUUCCCAGAUCAAGUUUCUUCCCUUGCACAAAAUUUGGAACCUGAACUAAAAGCAAGACUAGAGGCUGCAGCUGCUGCAGGUGCCACCCUUGUUGCAUCACCCCCAACUUAAAUGCUGAUGAACACCUCCAACCAUUUUCUCCCUAAUUAUUAAAAUUAAUGCUGUUAGAUUCUAACACAUCUCAGCUGUGUUAGGGUUUAAGAAGAAUUUAGCUAUACUUACCAUGUUCAGUCUAGCUUUUGUGCUUUUGUAUUUGGUAUUGCUUAUAGAAAAGAACUGCAACCCAUGUCAACCAUAUGAGCUUGAAGAGUUGUUUCUACUAUUGGGCAUCAAUCUUACAAAUUUGCAAUGAUUAUAGUAGCUGUUAAUACUCCAGGUAUGUUAAAUAAUGCAUGGGAGAGUGAAAAGCGACACAGUAACCUCUUCAGCAUACACUGGUGUUGGUCCAUACAACUGAGUUUUUUCUUCAUUCAGGAAAAAAAUAGGGAAAUGGAUGGUACACACUUCUGUUUCCCUGGAACAGUGUAAUAAUAUUUGUCCAAACAGAAAUUUAUUUUGGUUCUUUUCUUUUCUUUUCUUUCAUUUUCUUCCUGCCAUGAUGUUUGGACAGCAAGUAUGAUUUUUUAAACUAAUAAUUUAAAGUGUUAUUGAAGUGUGACAGCCUACCAAAUGUCCAAGUAACCAGAUAUUAGAUUAUGAAAUAGUUUGGUGUGACAACACUACUUAAGGUUAAUUUAUAAUGCACAUCACUUAUAUAUAAUAUGUAUGGAUCAAAAUUAAGCAUGUUGAUUUUUGAUCUGCACGAGAAGAAUUGUGUCCAUAGUUGCAGGUGUUUUGAACAGAAUAGUGAAAUAGUAAGAUGUACUUGAAAAGUCUUCUCUUUGUUGUAAAGGGGAAAGUUAUGCAGCUAUGAGGUUGUUGUUUUAUUGUGCAAUUCUAGUUUAGAACUAUAUGUACAACAUUAAUUCAGUAUAGUUUUGCCUGUUGACAGAGUAUUAUAUUUUAUUUUAACUUGAAGAAGCUUCCAUGUUGGUUAAAUUAUCAAAGUUUAGGUAAUGAAGUUAGGUUGCAAGUAUACUGUUCAAAAGUAGAAGCAGUAUAUGGGAUGCAGAAUAAAAUAUUUGUUACAUAUCUUAAAGACUAGUUCUUUAUUUUUGACAGUAGUAAAAUGUUGGAAAACAUUACUUUACAGUAAUGCAUAUUUUGUUAUUUACAGACUCCUGUGGGAGAAUCUUGUCUAAGAUCAAAUUAUUUAGAAUUCAACCAGUGUGUUCAUUCAGGAAGCUGCUUGUGUGGAGGGUAGGGCACUCAAUUUUGGGUGCUGAUAAAUAGUUACAUGUGAUACUUGUGAAGUGCUCUAUUUUUGACAUUCAAAAUAACUUGGUGGCCAGCAUAUAGAUUAAAAGAGAUCUGUCCCAUGUUAAGCUAAGGUUUAAUGUAUACGUCGCUCAUGUGCGUGUAGUUUGUCUUUCAGAAGUUAGAGAAAGUACACUUUCAAGAUUUUUUUAAUAAAUGUCCUGGGAAAACUCUCCUUGUUUUGGAAUGGGUACAAUUUCUACUUUUAUAAUAUAAAUAAUACAUAGUAAGUUAAGGUUAAGAUUAGUCUUGCUCAGACAUUUUUUGGUAUGAUUAUUAUAGCAGAAAGUAAUGGAUGAUUUGAUUGGUAAAAUUAUUGAUUUAAGUAACAGAUUCUUUCGAAAUUAAAAACAGAUGACAAAAUUUGAAUCUUGAAAGUAUAUUUUCAUGAAGACCAUACAAGAAAAAAAAUGUUGCAGCUUUAAUAUCUAAAUUUUGUUCUGCAAAUACUACCCGACAGAGCAAUUAUGGUGACAGAAUGAGUAAUUAGUAGAGUGCUUACAUCUUGACUUCCUUCCAGUAAUAAAAUUUUUAACAGGAGGUUCAGUUGAAAUCUCAAAUCUUGUUGAUAUUUCAGUGGUACGCAUUAUGAUUCUAGUCUCCUGUUUCAAGGACUUGCAAUAUUUGUAAUUUGAUGCAUUUUGUAAUCUGAGAGAGAUAGCAAGUUAUGAGAUUUGGAGUAGUAUAUUCUCAAUGUAUCUUUCCACAUUUGUAUGCUUUUAGUUAGAACAUAUACUAUUUUUGUACAAUGUUAAGUGCCUUGUAUAAGUCUGAUGCAAUGACAUUGUCAGCUUAACUUGGUUUCUUAAGAAGUGGGAUGCUGAUGAAAUAAAUGCCUUGCUGUUU